AUGUCAUCUCCCUCCUCACCCCCUGGCAAGCGCAAGCGCAGCGCCUCCAACAUCCAGGUGCCGACCGCCACGGAGCCGCAACCCUCCUCGCGCGACGCGUCCGGCGAAGAAGGCGAGGAUUCGGGUGCCAACGUCCCGAGCAAGAAGCCAGACAGCUCGAACCCGCCAUCGAAGCGGGCUCGUAAGAGCUCCGACAAUGCCAGCUCCGCCAGUCCCAAUGGCGCUGAUCCCACGAUGAACAAAGAAGACCCGGGCGAGCCGUCGGAGACGACGGUCGCUAGUAGCGAUAUCGAGGGCCGGCCGCGGAGUCGUCCUGGGCUACAUAUUGAACUUCCCGCGGACGAUGAGAAAACAAUGGCGCCGCCGGCGCGUGGUGGGUUGCAGGAUCCUGUGGGGUAUCAUACUAACCCGCCGCCGACGGGGAGACCGGUUCGGGUUUAUGCGGAUGGUGUUUUUGAUCUGUUCCACCUUGGUCAUAUGAGACAGCUCGAACAGGCCAAGAAGGCCUUCCCUGACGUGUUCCUGAUUGUCGGUGUGACCGGUGACGAAGAAACCCACAUGCGAAAGGGCUUGACUGUUCUGAGCGGAGCCGAGCGUGCGGAAACCAUUCGUCACUGCAAAUGGGUCGACGAGGUCAUCCCCAACUGUCCCUGGGUCGUGACACCCGAGUUCUUGUCCGAGCACCAGAUCGACUACGUUGCCCACGACGACCUGCCCUACCAGGCCGCGGAGGGUGAUGAUAUCUACGAGCCCAUCAAAGCUCAGGGCAAGUUCCUGGUUACCCAGCGGACAGAGGGUGUCAGCACCACCGGCAUUAUCACCCGUAUCGUCCGUGACUACGACCAGUACAUAUCCCGCCAAUUCAAGCGCGGCGCCUCCCGACAGGAACUCAACGUAUCGUGGCUGAAGAAGAACGAACUCGAGAUCAAGCGACACGUGGUGGAACUCCGGGACAACAUCCGAACCAACUGGAGCAUGACGGGCCAAGAACUCGGUCGGGAACUGCGUCAGAUCUGGCAAAACAGCCGCCCCAACAGCCCGGCGCCCAGCGCUCGGAACAGCGUCGACUACGGCAGCAGCCGUGGUCCCCUGGCCAGUCCAACCGGCGGUAGCAAAUCGCACCUUUCCCGCGUGGAAGCCCUCAACCGCCCCGAGAGUCCUGGCGUCGGAGGUCGGAACGAGGACUUUGCGACCGGUUACAGCCUGGGUUUGAUUGGAGGAGUUCGGGCAUGGAUGGCUCGUAGCCGCCAGUCCCUCACGGAACCACUCAGCCACCCGCAGUCGCCGGCAAACGACGAGUCCGAGUCCGAGCAGAAUGGCUACGACGAGGAACACCGCGGCCGGGCGGGCAAGAACGUCUCCGCGUAA
This is a messenger RNA of Penicillium argentinense, 1368 nucleotides long. RefSeq names its product choline-phosphate cytidylyltransferase. Lineage: Eukaryota; Fungi; Ascomycota; Eurotiomycetes; Eurotiales; Aspergillaceae. Gene Ontology annotation, cellular component: nuclear envelope. The transcript has 4 exons. Gene Ontology annotation, biological process: CDP-choline pathway. Gene Ontology annotation, molecular function: choline-phosphate cytidylyltransferase activity; phosphatidylcholine binding. The coding region runs from base 1 to 1368 and encodes 455 amino acids. The record is from RefSeq and is a predicted model, not a curated record.